AAGGACAAGAGGACACCAUCCUGUCGUAUGAGCCGGUGACGCGGCAAGAAAUUCAUUAUGCGAGGCCGGUGAUCAUCCUGGGGCCGACAAAGGACCGAAUUAACGAUGACCUCAUCUCCGAAUUCCCACACAAGUUUGGUUCCUGCGUGCCACACACCACCAGGCCUCGGCGCGAGAACGAGGUGGACGGACAAGAUUACCACUUUGUCGUAUCCCGUGAGCAGAUGGAGAAAGACAUCCAGGACAACAAGUUCAUAGAGGCUGGGCAGUUCAAUGACAAUCUCUAUGGGACCAGCAUUCAGUCAGUGCGGGCAGUGGCAGAGAGGGGGAAACACUGCAUCCUGGAUGUGUCUGGCAAUGCUAUCAAGAGGUUGCAACAAGCACAACUUUAUCCCAUUGCCAUUUUCAUCAAACCAAAAUCCAUUGAAGCUCUCAUGGAGAUGAACCGGAGACAGACAUACGAACAGGCCAACAAGGUCUUUGAUAAAGCCAUGAAACUCGAGCAAGAGUUUGGAGAGUAUUUUACAGCCAUCGUACAAGGAGACUCUCUGGAAGAGAUUUACAGCAAAAUCAAGCAAAUCAUUGAGGACCAGUCUGGGCACUACAUCUGGGUGCCGUCCCCAGAGAAACUCUGAAGAUGUCCCCCACCUGCUUCCCUGUGAGCAGAAAAUCUCUGAAGUCCCACCCCACCCAAGCCCUCUGCCCCAAGGGGGGGGAAUAUGAAAACUGUUCCUGCCCCCUUUUUUAGAUCGUCGCAAAAUUGAGUUUUCUAGUCCUGUUUCUUUUGUUGGGAUGAACUCAUCUCAUUCAUCAUGUGACUGUUCCCACCGUUCCUGCAUGGACCUUCCCACUGCUCCAUUAGAGACAGAUGAGAACCCAUUCAAGGUCGUUUUUUAUUAUUAUUAUUAUUAUUAACUAAACC
This is a messenger RNA of Pelecanus crispus (Dalmatian pelican), 922 nucleotides long. The record is from RefSeq and is a predicted model, not a curated record. Lineage: Eukaryota; Metazoa; Chordata; Aves; Pelecaniformes; Pelecanidae.